CUUAGGACACUGAUUAUGAUUAUGACAUACUGGCCAUGGAGGAGGUCAUCCAGAGGAUUUGACUGCAGGUCAACCCUUGAGCUGGAACCGCGUAAUCAGAGGUUCCUGCUGCUCCCCUGUCCUCAGAACACGCUUUCUGCCCACUGUUUCCACUGCAGGAGCCACUUGGAGAGCACAGCCUUGAGAGGGUUCCGUGUUACUGAGACUGUCUACACCACACUAGAUGUGAGCCCCAGUAAGGCGUCUACAUAAAGUCCUAAGAUUCUGGCCGGCAGGUAUGGAGAGUUACUGGUCUUGCAGUGCCUGAGAAAAGCCUCCUGUGUGAAUUCCCUGGAUUAUAAAAACUGCCACCUACUAAUUUGGACUGAUGGCCUCUAUCUUGGGUCCUUGGUGACAGGGAGCCAGUUUCGGAUUUCACCCCCAGAACUCUCGAGGUUUCGAACCAACCACAGGAAUUCAGAAUAUCACGUGAAACUUUUCAAAAUCGUUUAUCAUAUGAAGAGGACAUUUGGGAAGUAAUUGAGGAUACUGAAACUGUAUGUGGCCUAAUUCAUAAACCACUUGAGUUAAAAAGAGUGUUACAAGUGACCUUUCACAGGUGAUGGGUAUUGAUUUGAAUAUGCUGAUGAAAUCACUUGGUUUGCAAGAUGUUUGAUAAAAAAAACGAAACCUUAAACUCCCAGCUCUGUUGGAACAGAUGAUGUUUUGCUGCCUGGUGCACCAAUAUUCAUUAAACAGAAGUAUGUGUCCAAAGUUCAGUCUGUACCCAAGAAUCAGCUUCCCCUCUGGGGCAUGGAUGAUGUUUGGGGAAGAAGGAAGACGGUCCAGAUUGAUAAAGCAAUACCCCUGGGAAAAGACGAUUAACAUGUAUAAAGGGAUUUCCCUGCAGUAUAAAUACCAGCACGCGCCCUCCUGGUGCUUCAGCGCCUCCCUGAUGUAUAUAUGCAGGUAGUGAGAUUUGAAACGGCCCUUUGAGAUGGUAAUAUAAUAAAACUCUGACUAGGGGAGCAGCAUUUCUCCUCAUUUUUCAACUCUCUUGUGGGAAUGAGUUGCCAACCUUUUACUUCGGCUGAUACCUUUAUACCUCUGAAUUCUGAGUCUUCUGCAACUCUGCCUCUGAUAAUGCACCACAGCGCUGCCGAGUGCCUACCAGUCUCCAACCAUGCCACCAACGUGAUGUCCACAGCAACAGGACUUCAUUAUUCUGUUCCUUCCUGUCAUUAUGGGAACCAGUCAUCAACCUAUGGAGUGAUGGCAGGCAGCUUAACCCCUUGUCUUUAUAAGUUUCCCGACCACGCCUUGAGUCAUGGCUUUCCCCCCAUGCACCAGCCUCUCCUGCCGGAGGACCCCACAGCCGCUGAUUUCAAGCAGGAGCUCAGGCGGAAAAGCAAGUUGGUGGAAGAACCAAUAGACAUGGAUUCUCCAGAAAUCCGGGAACUUGAAAAGUUUGCCAAUGAAUUUAAAGUGAGAAGAAUUAAGUUAGGCUACACCCAAACGAACGUUGGGGAAGCCCUCGCAGCCGUGCAUGGCUCGGAGUUCAGUCAAACAACUAUAUGCCGAUUCGAAAACCUGCAGCUCAGCUUCAAAAAUGCGUGCAAACUAAAAGCAAUAUUAUCCAAGUGGCUGGAGGAAGCUGAGCAAGUAGGAGCUUUAUACAAUGAGAAAGUGGGAGCAAAUGAAAGGAAAAGGAAACGGAGAACAACUAUCAGUAUUGCUGCUAAAGACGCUCUAGAGAGACAUUUUGGAGAACAGAAUAAACCUUCCUCUCAAGAGAUCCUGCGGAUGGCUGAAGAACUGAAUCUGGAGAAAGAAGUAGUGAGGGUUUGGUUUUGCAACCGAAGGCAAAGAGAAAAACGGGUGAAAACAAGUCUGAAUCAGAGUUUAUUUACUAUUUCUAAGGAGCAUCUUGAAUGCAGAUAAGGUUUCUUGUCAUGUAAUAGCCAGGUUUUCUAUUUUUUCAUUCCUUUCUCUUCUCCAGCCAAAAUAGAAUUAGUUAUUUGGUUAGCUUCAAAAAAAAUAUUUCAGUAACUUUUGUAGAACCUAUUCUUUUCUAGUUUAAAAAAUACAGUUUAAAUUAUAUUGAUGAAUUACUCUCUGAAGCCACAUUGUACAUUUUAAGCCAAAGACUAAUAGGAAUAAAACAAUGAUUUUCUCUCUCCCAGUGUCUCUCUCUCCACACACACACAUACACAUGAGUGUGCACAUGGGUCUUCUAGUUUAAAGGUUCUUUUUCCAAAGGCUAUAAAUCUGCUUUUUUGUUUCAGGCAGUAAUGUCACAUAAAGAAUAUCAUCAGAGAGGAUCCAACCAGAAAAGUCCUUAACUGACAUCCUGCUUGCAUCAUCUCUAAUAGUUUUUCUGAACUAAAAGUUUUGCACUUAUGAACCAGAGGUGCCUUAGAAUUUUAUUAUUGCAUGUAGGAAUAAAUCUUAAUCAGAAGUGACACCUUUGAAGUUAACAUUCAUGGCAUAGAGACCAAAGAAGUGUUUCAAAAGAGAUUUAUAGAAAUAUUAAUUUAUGAUGUUUUUAUUUUUCCCAGACAUUAGCCUUUUUGAUGUUUAGCUAUGGAAAGUAAACUCCAUGGAUUCUUGGGCCACACUACAAUUUCUGUAAGCUGCAACGGUGCAAGGGAGAUGUCCGGGUUGUUUGCUGUGGUUUCUCCGGCGUCUGGGAAAGCGUCUCAUCACAGUGAGCAUGCGAUCUUUGUUGUAUGAACAAAGGGGUGUGCUCUUAACAAUGGCUACAAACUUGAAGGGUGUCUAAUUUAAUAAUAUAACUUAUUUUUGGAAAUCUCUAACUAGAAAAUCAUCUGGGGUCCUAUCAGAAAAGACUAUCACUUUUGGUUUAAUUGGUUAGAAUAUGAUUUAUUAUUAAUAAAAAAGUUUGGUAUAUUGAGCUUUGCAAUUCAGGGAAUUGUACCUUAAGGAAUAUAUUUAUUUAAUUUAUAAGAAUGUGCACUGUACAGCACAGGGAAUAUAGCCAGUAUUUUAUAAUCACUUUAAAUGGCGUAUAAUCUAUAAAAAUAUUGAAUCACUAUGUUGUACACCUGAAAUUAACAUAAUACUGUAAAUCAACUAUACUUCAAUUUGAAAAAAGAGAAUGCAUUUCUUUGAACCUUGUAGGUAGAAGCAAACUAUGUAAUGUGAUAUCACUAUCAAAUAGUAAAUUUUUUUUUUGCAUUUUGAAUGUAAAUCUGCUGGCAAUGUUUAUAUAACUUAUUUUAUAUAACAAACGGGAACAAUUAGAUCAAAUUUUAUUGUUUAGAAUGCUUACUAAAUAAACUGUACUGUCCAGUCUCUUGCUCUUUAUAAUAUUAAUAAAGACCAUGCAUUACACAGGCCAUAAUCUAUGCAGAUCAUACAUGUCUGUGCACACAUACUCAGCAUUAAUUGGAUGGCUAGAAACUUUGAUAUAUUAACAACAAAAAAUUUAGUUUUCAGUAGCUUGAUCAGCCAUGUUUAAUCAUGCAACUU
Messenger RNA from Vicugna pacos (alpaca), 3471 nucleotides. NCBI's taxonomy places the organism in Eukaryota, Metazoa, Chordata, Mammalia, Artiodactyla, Camelidae. The record is from RefSeq and is a predicted model, not a curated record.